Molecule: messenger RNA, 2188 nt
Organism: Clarias gariepinus (North African catfish)
Lineage: Eukaryota; Metazoa; Chordata; Actinopteri; Siluriformes; Clariidae
Gene: fndc4a
Product: fibronectin type III domain containing 4a
Exons: 6
Coding region: 551-1213 (220 amino acids)
Molecular function (GO): protein binding
Source: RefSeq, a predicted model, not a curated record
GGUGACAGCCUCAUGCACUGGUGCUGGAAUUCCUAACCUAAUAACAUGAGGACUGGUGCUGAAUUAAUGCCUGGCUUUCUGUUCUGUACAGUGCAACAUUGUUUCCACUACAGCAGGUUGCAUCAGUACAUUUAUUUGUCAAAGCGCUCGAGCGGGUGAAGAGUUAACGUCGGCUCCGCGCGCUGCCUUUACAGACCCAGAUACGCUGCUCUCCGACACCGAGGAUGAAGAGGAGACAAACUCUGCGAUCCUCAUCCCACUUGCUGUAGGAUGCACGACGAAAGCCUGGUGAGGUGACUUUCAUUCCGAGACUGGAAGAAGAAUACAAGCAGUCAGAGAUGAAGAAAACGAGUCGUCAGGACACCUGACAUAACGCGACAUGGACGUCAUCUGGAGCUCAAGUGUGUGUGUGUGUGUGAGCAUGAUCUUAUUGGCGGAAUCUAUAAAGUUAACGCGCUCGCUUUAAAUUAGGUUAAUUGCGCCAAUGUUUAGCACAUCUGGAGUCUGAGAUUUGCAUCAGAAGAAACGCAAAAGCAUCAUCGAGAGAAAUAUGGCUCGCCUCUUCAUUCUGCUCAACUCCGUCGCACUGUUGCUUUUUGGCACGGACAGGUUUUUGGUCGGAGCAAAUCGCCCACCUGCUCCAGUCAAUGUGUCAGUGAUGAAUCUGAGAGCUGAUUCAGCCACAGUGACUUGGGAAGUUCCAGAAGGCGACAUCAUUAUUGGCUUCUCAGUUUUACAGCAGAAACAGGAUGGCCACAUGCAGCGCUUUAUCCGGGAGGUAAACACCACCAGCAGGGCCUGUGUGCUUUGGGAUCUGGAGGAGGAGACAGACUACAUAGUCCAGGUCCAGUCUAUCGGCUUGUAUGGAGAAAGUCAGGCAAGCAAGCGCGUCCACUUCAAAACCCUCAAGAAGUCAGACCGCUUCCCUUCCAACAGCUCAAACCAAGAUGAUCCAACUGUUGAAGGUCUCGACAAGACUAGGAACCUGCAAACAGGAGAGAUGAUCAUCAUUGUGGUGGUGCUGCUUAUGUGGGCAGCGGUCAUCGCGCUCUUCUGCCGGCAGUAUGAAAUCAUCAAGGACAAUGAUAACAGUAACAGCAAAGAGAAGGUGAAGCCGUUGUCUGAGAGGAGCACGCCAGAGCAUCACAGUGGAGGACUGCUCAGGAGCAAGUUUCAUCAGUCUGUGCCAUCCAUCAACAUCAUCGAAGUCUAAUGGGCUGAGUGAAGACGUCUGCUAUUCUCACUGUCAACAUGACGUUGCUGUAAACCUUCUCCACCACAGGGUCAGGAUGCCACGUGCGAGGACCCACUGGCUAAUCCCAACCCAACCUACAACUUUUUAUCCUUCAACUAUGAGCGUGCAUGCUCAACAUGUUAAAAGCAAUCUAUUCCUCUAGGGCAUCUGUACAUAAAGUCAAGUACAGAUCAUUGGUUUUAUAUUUAUUCAGUGAUUUAUUCUGGGAUUAUGCAACUACAGUACAUUGUAUUUUUGAUAUGGUACUGUUGGGUCCAGAGAAAGGCAACUGUGGAAAAGCAAGAUUUUAUGAUUUUAGGCGCGCAUGCAUGUGUCACAGCCGCUGAAAUUCUUAAAUGAAGAUAAAGUAUGGGCUUUGGGACAUACUGUAAAUCAAGUAAGCUGUUAUGCCAAAAAAGAAGUUUAAAGGCUCAGCACAAGUUCCUAGAACUUUUUUUCUUCUUCUUCUUAAACAAAUGAAAGAUUAUAAUGUCCUGUCAUGGCCAGAGAUACAGUAUCAUGAAGGCCGUUUUGAUUUGAAUCUAUCAGACCUGAUUAAAACUUUCACUCGCACUUCACAGUAUGUGUAUACAGUACACAAAGGUCCAUAAGUAUUUGCAAACGAACACAAAUAUUGUCAUUUUUACUUUAUUACCCCAAGAGUAUUUUUAAUUAAAUAAUCAAUAUGUGAUUUAAAUGUAGACUUUCAGCUUUAAUUGCAAACAUUGUUUUAUUUCAUUAUAGUCAUUUGUUCCCACACAGUCCCUCCAUUUUACAGGCUCAAAAUUAACUGGACAAAGAUAAAUGCCUAAUACUUAAAAUCUAUGGACAUCACCAUAUACUAAUUUUUUUUUUUUGUUGUUUGUUUUUUGUCCAUUGAUAGAAAUAAUUAUAACCCAACUGAGAACUAGCUUUACUUUGGCUUUAGUUAACACAUUAUAAACAUACAACUAA